AUGGCUUCAGGCAGUUCGCAGGAAAUAUUUGAGUCUUCUGUUUUGCUGGACAAUAUUGAUUUAACACUUCUCAUCCAGCAGAUUACACAGCAUAUUGUAGAACAAAUUAUGCAAGCUUCCAAUCAGGAAGUGCUGAGAAGGGUUACACCCCUUGAUGACAACAAUGGAAUGCUUUUAAACCACAGUGAACGUGAGCAAACAAGUUCAAGUCCUGGAAACUUUACUGACUUUUCUAUCUCAGCAAAUGUGAACAGUUGGUUGGAUUCCCCUGCUAGUUUACAAGGAGCAACUAACACAUCUACCUCAAACAGCAACAACAUUACAUCGAGGGAACAGAUUGCAGCCUUAGAAAAGUUGCUAUAUAAAUGCAAGUCCCUGCAAAGUGACAAUACAUUCUUGGAAGAGAGUGUUAAAAGGGGUCAUUUUCCAAAAGGAUUACGCUUUUGGAAAUAUCCACAAGGGGUUACUGUCAACAGUGUAUUCCACUUUGUGUUGUUGGAACUCUUUGAUAGAAUGGGUUUGGACCUUACCCGUUUACUUAUCAAAGACAACAUCUGGAAAACAGCACCGGGACUUUCUAUUCCUUCACAGGAACAGUCUAUUGUGAUCAACUCGGGGUCAUGCUUCCUCUGUUUGGUGGACGUUGUUCCUGUUAGAAACGAAGAUGGUGCUGUAAUAAUGUUCAUCAUGAACUUUGAAGUAAUGACUGAAAGAGAUCUGUCUUCCUCUCCAGAACGGGAUGCCAAUCACAAGGUCCCACCUCCCUGGUUCACUUCAGGGCGUGGAAGGGGAUUUAAACUUAAACUGCCCACGCUACGUUCGCUUACAGCCAGCAAGCAGUCCCUGCCGCAGGAAGACCCAGAGUCCGUUAUAGUAGAUUUCUCCAAGCACAGUGCAGAGUCUGUGGCUAUGGAUGAGGUGAAUUCUAUUACAGGCAACAACUGCAUCAGUUCUCAGCCUGAGGACCAAAAAGCUCUGAUAGAAUCUGAGAAUCAAGCUGGUUUGGAGGAGGCAGAAAGAAGCACAGAGCCAAUGGACCACUCAUCUCCCAGGGACAACAAAGAUUUCCACCUCAACCUGGAUAUGUCCUUUUCUAACUACAGCUUGACCCGCAGUCGGUCCAGAGAUAGCUGCUACAGUGUGCGAAGAGCAUCCUCAGUUGAUGACAUAGAGGCUAUGAAAGGGGAUAUGGACAAGAAGUUUCGAAGUCGUCAUGCCAGUACAGGUGCAAUGAAUCACAUCAGAUCCAAUCUACUCAAUUCCACCUCAGACUCUGACUUAAUGAAGUACCGUACUAUCAACAAAAUCCCUCAGAUCACUUUGAACUUUGUAGACUUUACUGUGGAUCCAUUCAUUACCUCACCUUCCACUGAGAAAGAGAUCAUUGCACCAACGAAGCUGAAGGACAGGACACACAAUGUCACUGAGAAGGUCACACAGGUAGGAGUGAGGUUUUGCCUUGGAUCUCUUUCUUAA
Messenger RNA from Protopterus annectens (West African lungfish), 1476 nucleotides. Its product is annotated as potassium voltage-gated channel subfamily H member 2-like. Gene Ontology annotation, molecular function: inward rectifier potassium channel activity. The record is from RefSeq and is a predicted model, not a curated record. Lineage: Eukaryota; Metazoa; Chordata; Ceratodontiformes; Protopteridae. The transcript has 5 exons. Gene Ontology annotation, biological process: membrane repolarization during action potential; regulation of ventricular cardiac muscle cell membrane repolarization; potassium ion transmembrane transport. Bases 1 to 1476 code for a protein of 491 amino acids.